GCUCACUGAGGCGCCUGUGGAAUAAGACACUUAAGUGAUCCAGUGUAGGCUACUGACGCGUCACUUUGUGUGGACAAUUAUAUCAUUUUUUUCCAGUGAAAGCUGGAAGUGUGGCAUUGUUUGCCAAUUCGGACUUUCUGGGGAAACGCUUCGUUUGUGUCAGUGUGUAUAUUUCGCUGCUUCUGACGCUCCGGUGCACCAGCUGAGCCGGGUGAAAUUACACCCCCUGGACUUUUUUUUGUUAACUAACUCCAAAGAGAAGUCACCAUGGCAGAGACGUCGGCAGCUCCAGCUAAAGGCAAAAAGGCAGCCAAGCCCAAGAAACCUGCUUCUCACCCCAAGUACUCGGAGAUGAUCAAAGCAGCCAUCGUUCAUGACGCUAGUCGGAGUGGAGCGUCCCGGCAGUCCAUCCUGAAGUAUGUGAGGAAGAACUACAAGGUGGGCGACAACGUCGAUGUGCAGAUUAAACUGUCCCUCAAGAGGCUGGUGGCGUCCGGGGUCCUGCGCCACACCAGAGGCGUCGGCGCGUCCGGAUCUUUCAAGAUUAACAAGCCAGACGACACCAAAAAGCCACCCAGGACGCCUGCCAAAUUGACAAAAAGUAAACCCACCAAACCCACCAAGAAGGCGCCUAAACUCAAGAGGUUGUCCAAGGGGCCGGAAAAACCCAAGAAGGCAGCUGCAAAGAAAGCGAAAAAGCCCCCCGCGAAAAAGCCGCCACCACCGAAAGCCAAGCCACCAGCAAAGAAAGCCAAGCCCAAGUCAAAGGCAAAACCAAACCCAAAGAGGGCAGCCAAGCCCAAGCCUAAGCCAUCAGCCAAAAAGGGCAAAACAGCAAAAAAGAAGUAAAAGGACAAUUUCAAGAAAGUACCUGUAAAUAAUUAAGGAAAUGUUUUCGUAUAUGUAUUAUUUUUGUAAGGUCUCAUGCAAACUUAUGCUGUUUUUACCAGUAGUUUUAUCUCCAUUGCACUAUAGCCUAUAGAUGCUGUAGGAAUAAUUGUGAGCAUUUUUAUUUGGCGUUAAUAAUACUGUCAAUUUCUGUCUGAUCUUUGGAUACAUUGCUGAAAAGGAAAAAUGUAAAUACAGUUGAACUUACGAAUAGUUAUUGUCAGUGCACGGGGUCAUACUGAAAAUACAAAUGUGACAAUGAUGUGCAUUGUUGAGCCUUGACAAUGUACAGACCAUAGGUCGUGGACGUCAGCAAGAUUUGCCUAAAGGCUCUAUAGUUGUCAUUCAAAUUCCAUUUUGUAUAUUCCCUCAUGUUCAGAGGAGUCAUAACAUACAAACAUCCCACUGUGUUCAGUAACUUUUGAAGACUGUUUAUACUGCGAUUCAAUAAACCUUUGUCAUCUUCUACAAAA
Messenger RNA from Centropristis striata (black sea bass), 1361 nucleotides. RefSeq names its product histone H1.0. Gene Ontology annotation, cellular component: nucleosome; nucleus. Gene Ontology annotation, biological process: nucleosome assembly; chromosome condensation; negative regulation of DNA recombination. Lineage: Eukaryota; Metazoa; Chordata; Actinopteri; Perciformes; Serranidae. The transcript has a single exon. Gene Ontology annotation, molecular function: double-stranded DNA binding; structural constituent of chromatin; nucleosomal DNA binding. The record is from RefSeq and is a predicted model, not a curated record. The coding region runs from base 268 to 849 and encodes 193 amino acids.